CCAAAGAUGGUGCUCGCACAGCUCGGUGGGACGAGAAGGUGCUCAGCGAGUGCCUCAACGAUGUUUCGCGUGCGCUGCAGUCGUCCGGCGGCCAGUUCAAGCUGGUACGCGACAUGCAGGCCAACAUCAAGCGCAUCGUCAACCGCGCCGCCGGCCACAACAAGCACCGCAUCAUCCAACAGGCUGUCUUCAAUGAACACUGCAAAAUAUUGGAUCCUGGAAAACCUUCUUUCACUCCUAAGAAAGGAAAGACCAGUGUGGUAAUUUUUGUAGGUCUACAAGGUUCUGGGAAGACCACAACUUGUACUAAACAUGCAUAUUAUUAUCAAAAGAAGGGAUGGAAACCAACAUUAGUUUGCGCCGAUACAUUUAGAGCCGGUGCAUUUGAUCAGUUCAAGCAAAAAUGCAACAAAAACCAAAAUUCCUUACUAUGGAAUGUAUUGCUUGAGUUGUCGGAAUGUUUUAUUUAGGGUGUUAUUAGUUGCAGUCUCUCUAUUUUAUGGUUCUUUUGAUCAAGGAACCAUCUUUAAUUACCC
Molecule: messenger RNA, 536 nt
Organism: Musa acuminata AAA Group (dessert banana)
Lineage: Eukaryota; Viridiplantae; Streptophyta; Magnoliopsida; Zingiberales; Musaceae
Product: signal recognition particle subunit SRP54 2-like
Exons: 3
Coding region: 114-470 (118 amino acids)
Biological process (GO): SRP-dependent cotranslational protein targeting to membrane, translocation; SRP-dependent cotranslational protein targeting to membrane
Cellular component (GO): signal recognition particle, endoplasmic reticulum targeting; cytosol
Molecular function (GO): GTPase activity; endoplasmic reticulum signal sequence receptor activity; GTP binding
Source: RefSeq, a predicted model, not a curated record